CAUCGUUUACCUUGUUCUUUUUUAUCCUGAACUUGGAUUGAACAAUAUUUACUGUGACUCGUGGCUGACCUGCUGUGGCAAAGUGUCAUAAAUGAUUGAUUAUCCAUCUGGUGCAUGACACUCUCGAAUCAGGUGAUUUUGAUUUGGGGACAAUUUGAGAGCAGGGCAGAUUUGAGAUCAUCACAAAAUAGCAGGAAGGGUUCUGCUGGCUAUGUAAACAACACAAAUUAAAGAUGAAAGUAUUUAGAUUUUUGCUCGUGUUGUGCUCUUUUCUAUUGGAAACCCAAGCCUUGGGUGCUACUGGUAAAAGAAAUGCCUUGGUCAUUAUAGCGGACGAUGCAGGUUUUGAAACUCAAGUAUACAACAACAGCGUUUGCAGGACGCCCAACAUCAACCAGCUAGCACACAGCAGUGUAGUCAUCCGCCAUGCAUAUACAUCGGUCAGUAGCUGUUCUCCUAGUCGGUCAGCCAUUCUGACCGGCUUACCGCAGCAUCAGAAUGGAAUGUUUGGCCUGGAGCACAGUCCACAUCACUUCCGCUCCUAUGAUGACGCACUGACUCUACCUGUUAUACUCAAGCCAGCUGGGAUCAAAACAGGAAUCAUUGGCAAAAAGCAUGUUGCCCCUGCCACUGUCUUUAAGUUUGACUACGAGGAAACUGAGUUCAACAACCCUAUGCUUCAGUGUGCUCGUAAUAUCACCAGGAUGAAAGAGUUUGUGCGGACUUUUCUUACCAUGGACCCUACAAAGCCUUUCUUGCUCUACAUUGGGUUCAAAGAUUCGCACCGAGCCGAUCCAACAGAUAUCCCAAAAUACGGACAAUUCGCAGAGCGUUUUGGCAAUGGUGAGGCGGGUAUGGGAGUGAUAGAGGAUUGGACUCCGUCAAAGUAUAACCACUCUGAUGUCGUUGUUCCGUGGUAUUUACCCGAUACCACGGCAACCAGGCAAGACAUAAGCGCUCAGUACACUUCAAUCAGCAGAUUGGAUGCAGGUGUUGGCAUGCUUCUGAGUGAACUGAAAUCCUUUGGCUACCUAAACGAUACACUCAUCAUCUACACGGCCGACAAUGGCAUCCCCUUCCCCAACGCCAAGACCAAUCUCUACGAAACGGGAAUGGGUGAACCGAUGCUGGUCUCCAACCCUUACAACAAGAACCGCUGGGGGCAGUACAGCGAUGCGAUGACUAGCACCACCGACAUCGUGCCGACCGUCCUAGACUGGUUCGGGGUCAAGUUUCCAGAUUACAGUCUCUUGCGUAAUAAAGUCACCCUGACCGGUAAAUCUAUGUUACCGCUCACGCUGUCCGAGCCGGCGAAAGAUUGGGACGUUGUGUUCUCCAGCCACGACUUUCACGAGAUAACAAUGUCGUACCCAAUGCGUGUAAUGCGAAAUAAGCAAUACCGCCUCAUUCAUAACAUGAAUUACCGUGCGCCGUACCCCAUUGCUCAGGAUCUUGCGUCAUGCCCGACGUUUGUGGAUAUUCUAAACAACACCGCGGCUGGUAAGCCGACAAAAUGGUUCAAGACGUUGGAUCAGUAUUACUACCGCCCGGAAUGGGAGUUGUACGACCUCUUACACGAUCCCAAAGAGACAAUCAACCUGGCCGAUCAGCAAGAUCACAAAACGACGUUGGGUAAGAUGCAGAAGGCUAUAUGUGACUGGCGACAUCUUACAAAUGAUCCAUGGAGGUGUUUUCCCGACGGUGCGAUCAAUGGACCUAAAUGUAUUGAUCUCCAUAAUGAACCACCUAGUGAAAAGUACACCCAGGAGCAAAACCUUGACACCAUCAAUGAAUAAACUUUCUUUCACUAAGAACUAGAGCUUUUAAAACACAAAAAUAAAAAAUAAAACAUGUACAAAACUUUCCAAAGACCAUGGUUCAAUUUAGCGCUUUGAAAAAUCCUGGGGAGAACAAACUGGUCUAAAUAUAAAAUAGCUCUGUAUACCUCAUGUAAAAUAGUAAAAGCUUUUAUGUCCAUUGAACCGGGCUCUAAAGGCACAGUGCUAUAGGUUACUUAAUUGCAAUGGAAGAGAGGUUAAAGGCACUGGACACUAUUGGUAAUUACUCAAAAUCAAAUGUUAGCAUAAAAACAUAGUUUGUAACGAGCAA
Molecule: messenger RNA, 2109 nt
Organism: Asterias rubens (European starfish)
Lineage: Eukaryota; Metazoa; Echinodermata; Asteroidea; Forcipulatida; Asteriidae
Product: N-sulphoglucosamine sulphohydrolase-like
Exons: 5
Coding region: 234-1796 (520 amino acids)
Molecular function (GO): arylsulfatase activity
Source: RefSeq, a predicted model, not a curated record